UCUUUAUUAUAAGUAUACAGACAAAUCCUCCUGCGCAUUACCACCACCAACCCACCAUCUUCAUGGGACAAAGCUUAAAUCUUUAUUAACCUCUCUUUUUGUUGUCCCUCCUUGGCAACCCCCAUUUUGCUCUUCCUCUUUUGGAUUCUGUUUCCUUGGUCUUCAUUCCAUGGAACGUGCAAGGAGACUGGCGAACCGGGCGAUUUUCAAACGCCUGGUUAACGAGUCUAAGAGAUCCCGCAACCAUGAAUCUUGUUUGUUGAACUCCUCCUCCCCUGUUCUGUACACUCCUUCAAGGUACGUGUCUUCUCUCUUACCGUUUGCUUCUAAAAAUGGUAGAUCAGAUGUAUUACCCACAAGAAAUGGUGUUGGUUAUGGUGGUGGUAUUGGUCCGCAAAUUCGGUCUAUAUCUAUUGAGGCUUUGAAGCGGAGUGAUACUUUCCCUCGCCGGCAUAACUCUGCAACCCCAGAAGAGCAAACCAAGAUGGCGGAGUCAUGUGGGUUUGAUAAUCUUGAUGUGCUUAUUGAUGCUACAGUCCCUAAAUCUAUACGUAUUGAUUCAAUGAAGUUCUCUAAAUUUGAUGGGGGUUUAACCGAGAGCGAAAUGAUUGAACACAUGCAAAGUUUAGCAUCAAAAAACAAGGUUUUCAAGUCAUAUAUUGGGAUGGGCUACUACAAUACUUAUGUUCCACCUGUGAUUUUGAGGAAUAUAAUGGAAAAUCCCGCUUGGUAUACUCAGUAUACCCCGUAUCAGGCUGAGAUAUCUCAAGGUCGUCUUGAGUCUCUGCUUAAUUACCAGACCAUGAUUACGGAUCUCACUGGCUUGCCCAUGUCUAAUGCUUCCUUGCUCGAUGAGGGGACAGCUGCUGCUGAGGCAAUGGCUAUGUGUAAUAACAUACUCAAAGGGAAAAAGAAGACAUUUAUUAUUGCAAACAAUUGUCACCCACAAACAAUUGAUAUUUGCAAGACUAGAGCUGGUGGUUUUAAUCUUAAUGUUGUUACUGCCGACUUGAAGGACAUCAAUUACAAGUCUGGCGAUGUUUGUGGGGUUUUAGUUCAGUAUCCUGGCACUGAGGGAGAAAUAUUGGAUUAUGGGGAGUUUAUUAAAACUGCUCAUGCUAAUGGGGUAAAGGUUGUUAUGGCAACAGAUUUGUUGGCCUUGACAAUGUUGAAGCCGCCGGGUGAACUUGGGGCUGAUAUUGUUGUUGGCUCAGCCCAGAGGUUUGGAGUGCCUAUGGGGUAUGGAGGUCCUCAUGCUGCGUUUUUAGCCACCUCUCAAGAGUACAAGAGGUUGAUGCCUGGUAGAAUUAUCGGUGUCAGUGUUGAUUCCUCGGGCAAGAGUGCUCUUCGUAUGGCCAUGCAGACUAGGGAGCAACAUAUCCGCAGGGAUAAGGCUACUAGCAACAUCUGCACUGCUCAAGCAUUACUUGCGAACAUGGCGGCUAUGUAUGCUGUUUAUCAUGGACCUGAAGGCCUAAAAUCCAUUGCCCAACGCGUCCAUGGCCUUGCUGGGACGUUUGCACUGGGACUCAAGAAACUUGGAACAGUGGAAGUUCAAGGUCUUCCCUUCUUUGAUACUGUGAAGGUUAAGUGUGCUGAUGCUCAUGCAAUUGCUGAUGUUGCAUACAAAAAUGAGAUUAAUUUGCGGAUUGUAGACUCAGACACUAUCACUGUUUCCUUUGAUGAGACAACCACUUUGGAGGAUGUUGAUAAGCUUUUCAAAGUUUUCGCUUGUGGCAAACCUGUCCCCUUCACUACAGCAUCUAUUGCAUCCGAAGUUCAGACUGCAAUCCCUUCUGGUCUGGCAAGAGAGAGCUCUUUUCUGACCCACCCUAUUUUUAACACAUAUCACACCGAGCACGAGUUGCUCAGAUACCUUCAUAGGUUACAGUCGAAGGAUCUAUCACUUUGCCACAGUAUGAUUCCAUUGGGAUCUUGUACGAUGAAGUUGAAUGCAACUACUGAAAUGAUGCCUGUAACAUGGCCAAACUUCACUAAUAUUCACCCAUUUGCUCCUAUUGAGCAGGCUCAGGGUUAUCAGGAAAUGUUCAACAAUUUGGGAGACCUCCUGUGUACCAUUACUGGGUUUGAUUCUUUCUCAUUGCAACCUAAUGCUGGUGCUGCUGGUGAAUAUGCAGGACUGAUGGUUAUCCGGGCAUAUCAUAGGGCCAGAGGAGACCAUCAUCGCAAUGUGUGUAUCAUACCUGUUUCGGCACAUGGAACCAAUCCUGCGAGUGCUGCUAUGUGUGGGAUGAAAAUCGUUGUUGUUGGAACUGAUUCAAAGGGAAACAUCAAUAUUGAAGAAUUAAAGAAGGCUGCUGAAGCUAAUAGGGAUAACUUGUCUGCUCUCAUGUAUGAAGGUACUACUGGUGGUAUCCCAGCCCCAGAAAAAUCUCAACCCCUUGGCUCCAUUGCUGCUGCACCUUGGGGCUCCGCACUCAUCUUGCCCAUAUCUUAUACCUACAUAGCCAUGAUGGGUUCUAAGGGACUCACUGAGGCUUCAAAGAUAGCAAUUCUGAAUGCAAACUACAUGGCAAAACGUCUUGAGAACCACUACCCUGUUCUCUUCCGCGGUGUCAAUGGAACAGUUGCUCAUGAAUUCAUUGUGGAUUUACGAGGGUUUAAGAAUACUGCUGGGAUAGAGCCCGAAGAUGUAGCCAAGCGCCUUAUGGACUAUGGAUUCCAUGCACCAACGAUGUCUUGGCCUGUUCCAGGAACAUUAAUGAUUGAGCCCACUGAAAGUGAAAGCAAGGCGGAAUUAGAUAGAUUUUGUGAUGCUCUUAUCUCUAUCAGGGAAGAAAUUGCACAGAUAGAGAAGGGAAAUGCUGAUAUCCACAACAAUGUCCUGAAGGGAUCGCCUCACCCUCCAUCUUUGCUCAUGGGAGAUGCCUGGUCAAAACCAUAUUCCCGUGAAUAUGCAGCUUUUCCUGCUCCUUGGCUCCGAACAUCUAAGUUCUGGCCUACUACAGGUCGUGUUGACAACGUGUACGGUGAUCGCAACCUCAUCUGCACUCUCCUCCCAGCGUCACAGGUUGCGGAAGAACAGGCUGCAGCAAGUGCUUAGUGUUCUCCAGAUGCAACCAUGAUGCCUGAAAACAUUUCUUGUUGCUCAUGAUGUGUAUAUAAACUUUCCGAAAAAAUCAUAUUCAUAUGCUCUUCCACGCCUCGGUACCUUGAUUUCUUUCAAAACUGAUAAUCAGUUGCUUAAUAAUAACGAUCAUUCCUAAAAUUGCAACUCAAUGUUGUAAUUAUCA
Molecule: messenger RNA, 3254 nt
Organism: Carica papaya (papaya)
Lineage: Eukaryota; Viridiplantae; Streptophyta; Magnoliopsida; Brassicales; Caricaceae
Source: RefSeq, a predicted model, not a curated record